AUGGAUCGUCGUUAUUUUACCCAUGUCAAUCUACAAUCAGGUAAUAAUUAUUCAUUAAAUGAUAAGGAUAACCUUCGUCCAUCAACAGCAUAUCUUCCAUCUCAAUCAAAUCUUCUUACAUUAAAAGUAUGCAAAACGAAAUCCAAUACAAAGAAUUAUAUGUUAAUAUAUAUAUGGUCAUCUGAUACUAUAAAAAUGUUGAAAAAGAAAGUAGCGGAAGGGUUAGAAAUUUACUUGCCACUAGAAGAACUCUAUUUGGUAGUAUUUAGCAAAGAUGAUCAUGAGUGGUACACGAUUGAUGAUUCAAAUUCUUUCACUACUAUCAAUCAACUAAAAUUAAGUUCUAGCUGUAUAUUAACUGUCGAACAUAUUGCUCAACACACACUAAAAAACCGACGUCCUCUUUAUUCUACUUCAAUUUCCAAGGAUAGUGGUGAGUUAUGGUUAAGACUUUGUAAAAAACCAAUGGAUAGAACAGAUUAUAUAUAUUUAACCGUUAAUUCUUUGUCCACUCUUGGAAAAUUACGAAAACGAGCCUAUGAAGAAUUCAAUAAGUUAGCGAAGAAUCAACCUAUCUAUCGAUGGAAUCAAGAUUCCUGGAUGCUAUUUGAAUCUGAACUGGAUGAGAAGACUUUAGAUGAUCUACGUUUUGAAUCGUAUGCAUUUAUAAGUAUAGAUUAUGAUGAUAAAGAAAUCAGUUCAAAACUGCAAUUUGGUUUAUGUGGGCUUGUUAAUUUAGGCAGCACAUGUUUUAUGAAUAGUGCUUUUCAAUGUUUAAAUAACAUACCUAAGUUUAUAGAAAAAAUUUUGGAAUUAAACGAUGAAGUAAAUGCGCCAAUUAUAAGUGAAUAUAAAAACCUAGUUAAAAAAAUGUGGUCAGGAAAGUAUAACGUUAUCAAUCCAUCGUUACUUCUUAAUAAUAUUCAAGAUAAUUUACCAAAUUAUGCCAGUUAUCGACAACAAGAUGCACAAGAAUUUAUGAAUCAUUUUUUAAAUCUUAUUCAUGCUGAAUUGUCAAUGAAAACAACACUCAUUACCGAGUUAUUCUAUGGUCAACUUCAAUCAAAUGUUAAAUGUCUUGGAUGUCAACAAACUGAGAUAACUAAGGAGCCUUUUACUUUUUUACCGUUACCUAUUAUGAAUCAUAAUCAAAAGUCUGUGCUUUACAUUAAAGCGGAUGGUGAACAACGUCGAGUCUCUAUAGAAGUUAAUUCAUCUGUCAUUUCAGUCAAUGACUUGAUUGAUUGCUUUAUCAAACAACAUGAACCAUCAUUAACUAGUGAACGAAUUCGAGCUAUUCAAUUAGUCAAUAAUACGGUUAAAUAUUUAUAUGAGACCUGGGAAUCUCUUCACAACAUACGUGAAGAAGAACUGACUUUUGUAGAGCGUCCAGAGAAAACCAUUCAUCAAAAAUAUAUUUGGUGUGCCUUUGUUGAUCAUUCCACUGAUAAAGUAUUUCGUCCACCGACUCUCAUAAUUUGUCCGAAUCAGAACUGUAGUUCUCUACAUCUGUUAGAUCAAAUCGAUCAGCUUCUUGGUUAUCUUUGUUCUACUACUAAUGCACCAGCUUCUGCUUUUCAUCUAUACUGGGAAAAUCAAAAGGGAAAACGAUAUAAGUUGAAUUUAGAAGUAGAUACAGAUGAGGAUUUGCAAUACAUAACCAAUAUACAAAUCACAUUGGCUACUAAAUGGGUUGAUAUCUAUAAAAAACACUACAAUAUCAAUCAUUCAGCUGAUAAUUCAAUGUUAGUUAGUUUAUUAGCGGAUUUUUUUCGUGAAGAUUAUCUUGAUGGUGAUUAUCACUGUUUGAAAUGUUCAAAAUCUACGAUAGCUCAACAUAAAUCAUAUUUAUGCUUACCAUUACCACACGUGCUCAUUAUACAAUUAAAAAGAUUCACAUAUGGUAUCAAUUCAAAUAAAAAAAUUGAUACAUUUAUUUCAUUUCCUCUUUAUGAACUUGAUCUCAAUGAGUAUACAGUAAACGAUAAUAAUAAUCAACUUAAAAAUAAUUCAUCGACAAAAUAUGAUCUAAUUGCUGUUUCCAAUCAUACAGGUAGUCUUCUCUCUGGACAUUAUACAACAUAUGCCAAAAAUAUUAAAGAUGAAAGUUGGUAUUUAUUCGAUGAUCGAUAUGUUACAGAACUCGAUAGUGAUAAAGAUAUCGUUACUAAAAAUGCAUAUAUACUUGUUUAUGUACAAAAAACUUCAUAA
This is a messenger RNA of Rotaria sp. Silwood2, 2211 nucleotides long. The record is from the annotation of a GenBank genome assembly. NCBI's taxonomy places the organism in Eukaryota, Metazoa, Rotifera, Eurotatoria, Philodinida, Philodinidae.